ACGGGGGGGGGGGGGGCGAAAAGUUGGCAAGGCAAAAAGUAAAAGAUAGUUGCGGAGAGACUUCACUUGUUUGGCUCAGGUUCUUUAGAUCGGUUUAUGAUAUCCAACCGGUUUUGGAUGAACUUUAGUUUUAGAUGUUGGGAUUUGGAGGUUUUACUGAUAUGUUCUCUGAGAUUUCUGUUCCAAAAACUGAAAACUUUUUAGAUCUGAUUUCAACUUCGACUGUUGUUUAGUUUUGUUCGGCUCCGGUUUCUUAAGGACAUGUGAAGAUAUAUAUAAAGGUGGGUAGUAAUCUUUGAGAGGAGGAGACAAGAAGAGACAUGGAGGAGGCAGGUCCGCAGGUGGCGUCUCCCAUUUUCAUACACCAGCAAACAUUGCCUGGUCCGUUUUCAUUGUCCAAGAAGCGUGAUUUGCCUAAUAUUCAGGCACCGCAGCGAAUGAUGACACCAACACCAGGGCUUCAAAAUCCUGUCAUGGACAACUGGAACCCCAACGUUUGGGGUUGGGACAGCUUCGGAUUCGUGGCAAAGCCCGUGGACCUGCGGUUGGGUACUCCGCGUACUACAACGACGACGACUGCGGAGAAGAACAAGCCUUUGGAGGAAGAAGACGAGAGCCUUAUGCUGAAUCUUGGCGGCGGCUUGAAGUUCGUCGAAGAGGAUUCCGAGCCCCCGUCAAGAUCAAACAAAAGGGUUCGGUCCGGAUCUCCCGGUAGCGGCGGCAACUAUCCUAUGUGUCAGGUCGAUAACUGCAAGGAGGAUCUGUCAAACGCAAAGGACUAUCACCGUCGACACAAAGUGUGUGAGAUUCACAGCAAAUCUAGUAAAGCCCUCGUUGCCAACCAGAUGCAGAGGUUCUGUCAGCAGUGCAGCAGGUUUCAUCCCCUUUCCGAGUUUGAUGAGGGUAAGAGGAGCUGUAGGCGUAGACUUGCUGGGCAUAAUCGCCGACGGAGGAAAACCCAACCCGAGGAUGUCGCCUCACGGCUUUUACUACCUGGAAGGGACAACAAUGCAAGCACUGCAAAUUUAGAUAUUGUCAACUUGUUGGCUGCUAUAGCUCGCGCACAAGGGAAAAAUGAAGACAAAACAAUAAAUUGCUCAUCGGUACCAGAUAGAGACCAUCUUGUUCAGAUUCUUAGUAAGAUAAACUCAUUAUCUUUGCCCACGGACCUUGCCGCAAAGUUGCCCAAUUUAGCAAGUUUGACUAGUAAAUUACCUGGUCAUGCUUCUCUGGAGCAUCAGAUCAAGCUGAAUGGAAACACAUCUUCUCCUUCAACAAUGGACUUGCUUACUGUUCUUUCGGCUACCCCAGCAACACCUACUCCUGAUGCUACCACAAUAUUAUCACAAAAGAGCAGCCAGAGCAGUGACAGUGAGAAAACUAAGGUUACUUACGCUGACCAAGCCACACCUCCUAAUCUGCAAAAGAGACCUCCUCUAGAGUUUCCUUCUGUUGGAGGAGAUAGAAGUAGCAGCAGUUACCAGUCUCCUAUGGAAGAUUCUGAUGGUCAGGUUCAAGAUGCCCGUGUUAAUUUACCUUUGCAGCUGUUUGGCUCCUCAACCGAGGAUGAUAGCCUGACAAAACUGGCAUCUUCUAUGAAGUAUUUCUCAUCUGACAGCAGUAAUCCCAUUGAAGAGAGGUCUCCAUCGUCUUCUCCUGUGCAAAAUCUGUUCCCAAUGCGAACCAAAACAGAAACUAUGAAGCCCGAAAAGAUAACAAUCGGUAGAGGUCUUAAUGCAAAUAUUGUAGCUAGCAGAACUGCUGAUUGUAAUAGGCCUUUUGAUCUGUUCAGAGGAUCUAAUACAGGAGCUGAACCUGGUUCGUUUCAAAGCUUUCCCUACCAAGCUGGGUAUGCUUCUUCCGGAUCUGAUCAUUCACCUUCUAGUCUGAAUUCUGAUGCUCAGGAUCGCACUGGUCGAAUAAUCUUCAAACUGUUUGACAAGGAUCCCAGUCAUUUUCCGGUGACACUGCGGACAGAGAUAUACCAUUGGCUAUCUAACCGUCCAUCAGAAAUGGAGAGCUUCAUAAGACCCGGUUGCGUGGUUCUAUCAAUUUACGUAUCUAUGUCAUCUGCUGCCUGGGAGCAACUUGAACAAAACCUUCUUGAGCGUGUCAAUGCUUUGGUUGAGUCUUCAGAUUCUGAUUUUUGGAGAAGCGGGAGAUUUAUUGUUCACACAGGCAGGCAAUUAGCGUCACAUAAAGAUGGAAAGAUCCGGUUAUGCAAAUCCUGGAGAACAUGGAGUUCCCCAGAGUUGAUUUUGGUGUCCCCUUUGGCAGUUGUGGGUGGGCAAGAAACCCCUCUACUUUUAAAGGGUAGAAAUCUGUCUAAUCCUGGAGCCAAGAUUCAUUGUACUUCCAUGGGUGGUUACAUAUCAAAGGAAAUUACUGAAUCUACCUGCCAAAGAACAUCUUGUGAUGAGAUAAACUUGGUCGGUUUUAAAAUUCAAUCUGAAGCGCCUGGAGUUAUUGGUCGCUGUUUCAUUGAGGUAGAAAACGGUUUCAAGGGCAGUUGUUUUCCUGUCAUAAUAGCUGAUUCAAUCAUUUGUGAGGAAUUGAGGCUUCUCGAGUCGGAGUUUGAUUUGGAGCCAAAAGAAUAUAAUGUCGUUAUGGAAGACAAUAAAUAUGAUUUUGGGCGGCCAAAGUCAAGGGAGGAAGUUUUGCACUUCUUGAAUGAACUUGGAUGGCUAUUCCAAAGGAAAGGGAACACUUCCAUGCUUGGGGGCCCUGAUUAUUCGCUUAGCCGGCUCAGAUUUUUACUCACAUUCUCUGUUGAAAGGGACUGUUGUGCUUUGGUCAGAGCAAUCCUAGACAUACUGGUUGAAAGAAACUUGGAUGGGGAUGAGCUGUCACGGGAGUCCUUGGAGACACUAUCUGAGAUUCAGCUCUUAAACCGAGCAGUUAAAAGGAGGUGCAGGAAGAUGGUUAAUAUGCUCAUCAAUUAUUUUAUUAUUAGCAGCAAGGAUGCCUCGAGGAAAUAUAUUUUUCUACCAAAUGUUGUUGGACCUGGUGGUGUUACACCUCUACAUUUGGCUGCCUGUACUUCUGGUUCGGAUGAUCUGAUAGAUGCUUUGACAAGUGAUCCACAGGAGAUUGGAUUGAACUGCUGGACUUCCCUUCUGGAUUCAAGUGGGCAGUCACCAUAUGCUUAUGCUAUGAUGCGGAGUAAUCACUCUUACAACAAGCUGGUGGCUCGUAAACUCACUGACAGAGAGAAUGGCCAAGUUUCGGUGACGGUAAUGAGCGAAAUAGAGCAAUCACAGUUGGCAUUGGAGCAAGAGCAUAGGAUAAUUACCCAAUUCAAACAAGGGCCCAGAUCUUGUGUAAGCUGUGCAGUUGUUGCAAGAAAGUACAACAUGAGGGUUCCAGCUUCACAAGGCUUGCUUCAACGUCCCUUCAUUAAUUCAAUGCUUGCAAUAGCUGCUGUGUGUGUUUGUGUCUGCUUAUUCUUGCGAGGCUCCCCAGACAUUGGCUCGGUUGCUCCCUUCAAGUGGGAGAAUUUGGAUUUUGGCACAAUGUAGGGUUAACGGGAAAGAAUUUUGGAUAAAGGAAAUGAAACGACUGGGUCAGAUGAAUGCAAGUUGAUUUUGAUUCAGAUAUCUACUUCGGCAUUGGUUAAGUUGAUUUUUGGAACGGAAAACGAUUUAUAAACAGAUUGCUUUUUGGAAAGGGGCGUAGGGGGAUUGGGCAGGAGCUGUGAAGAAAACCCCAAGAGGCUAGGAAGUUGUGACAGCUUCAGGUAUGGCAUGAUUCAGAUGCUGGACAUAUCUUCCUAACAAUUCAAGAUUCGGGAUGUUGUAGAUUUGGAACUUUUUUUUAGCUGAUUUGUGCUGGAAAAUAGGUGGUUUAGUUGUGGUUUAGUUUUUGACUUUGGAAUUUAGAGAUAAUCGGCGGUUGAACACCCGAAAGCAUGACCCCCCCACUGGUUGAGACAAAACCAAGGGGAAGGGGCAUAAUUUGCAAAGAUAGCAAGGUGUUGGAGACCCCAGAAGGAGAAAAAAGAGAAGUUGAGAGAAUGCGAGCAUGUAUAGUGUCAAAAGAGGUGUAAUUUGGUUAAUCUUGUGUUCGUUUAUUUUCCACUUUUUAUUCCUUGACAAGUCAUGGAUCAUAAUUCUAGGUUUUACAUUUGUAACAUUUUGUCACUAUAAAGUUGAUCAGUCUGAUCAAUCACAAUACGAUAUAUAUCAUAUGAUGCGGUAUUGAAAUAUUUGUUGAGGCAUAUUUAAAAUAAGCACUUCGGUA
Messenger RNA from Juglans microcarpa x Juglans regia, 4239 nucleotides. Its product is annotated as squamosa promoter-binding-like protein 14. The coding region runs from base 321 to 3518 and encodes 1065 amino acids. The transcript has 11 exons. Gene Ontology annotation, molecular function: DNA binding. The record is from RefSeq and is a predicted model, not a curated record. NCBI's taxonomy places the organism in Eukaryota, Viridiplantae, Streptophyta, Magnoliopsida, Fagales, Juglandaceae. Gene Ontology annotation, cellular component: nucleus.